CCCAUCACAUGGCAUUAAUCGCCAUCGUGUCGAGGGUCGUCAUCGUCGCCGCUGCCGCCGCCGCAGCCGUAGUCAAGUCGAAACCAGUGUCUCACGAGCAUACACACUGGUUGCAAGCCGCGAGCGACGAGCGUGUGCGUCUUAUUUUUCAGUUGAAUUUUUCAAUCGUAUCGUCUCGUCCGGCCGCCGCCACCGUCGUUCGCGAUAAUAAUUGUAGUUCUACGCGUGAGUAGUACCGUUGUAUCGACGAGAGUCCCUCGCGCGUUCUCGUGCGCGACAGUUAACAUUAAUAAUUUUAUUCUAUCGUUGGCAACGAUCAACCGUUUAUUCCUUCCGCCCCAGCACCCUCCCCCCACCCACCGGGCGCCGGCCACGUAGUUUGACGUUCUGGUCGUCGAGUUUUAUCUGUUCGCAAACGCAAUAGCUAUUAUUGGCGCUAUCGCGUUCGCACAAUCGGAACCGCGUGAUAAUGGUUCCCAUCCGGACGAACGCGUGCCGAAGCCGAACACCGCGGCCGCAGCGAGUACAACGGUUACGAUGAACACUACCGGUGGUCGCUGGGCUGCAGGUGUCCUUCCCCGGAUGGACAGCGUCGUUCUAGGUGUCGUCGCGGAACUCGGUUUCGGGUAACGAUCAGCGAUGAUGAUUUGACGCCCGAAGACGUCUACGGAAGACGCCGCCGAUCUGUUGCAGUCCGCGCAAUUGGACCCGGCCGCCGCAUCCGCAGGGGAGGAAACGGUAUGGCCGGGGGUUGAGUGGGCGUCAGUACGGGGUUCAAUGGAUUGGUGCGCAGGUGGCGAAGAUCUGCUGGGCGACCCUACGCUGCUAGUGGCUGCAGGUAUGUUGCACGGGCCAACGCAAUUCUGCACAGACACUUGCUGUACGCCCGGACUGGAACAGCCCAACGAGCACACGGUUCAGUUCCAGCAGCCCGCGAUCGUCACAGUCGGUGGUUCUUACAGUAAACCGUGUGGAGAUAUGGCUGACGUGUUGUUGUCUUUGAAACACACCGUACCAACACCACAAUCCUCUGUAGGCGAACACCAACAACAUGACCAAUCUUACGCGUUGACAUCUAAUCAAAACGAUGAUUCGCAGCCAUUAGUCGAUUAUGGUAGUUCGUACGGUGACCAGACGUGCUGGACUACACUUGGCGGACACCAACAGCAACAGGUCCAGCAACAUCAAUUUCCUAGCAUGAGCGUGAACGUCAGCAUGAACAUGACCAUGCAUGGGUACACUCCCAUCCAUGGAGAUGCGCAGUUCGGAUGUCAACCGGUCGGAUGGACUCUGCCGGCAUCACCAUCGCCGGUGCAUCACCACCACGGUUCGGCGCACCACCAUCAAGGGCUAAUGAGUCCGCUGGUUUCCAUGGGCCCCAGCUACUCGUCGGGCGCCACGUACUCCUUCACGGCGGACUUCCGACCACAGGACCCUGCGCCACUACCGCCGGGGACGUUCGCGUGCAACAUUCAGCCGGCGUCCUCGUUGCCGGUCGACGACGACUGCAAGGAUCGGAAACCCUGCACCGAAAUCCUUAUGUCAGCGAGCGGCGGAGUCUGCGGCGGCAUCGGAGUGGACUGUUCACCGGUCAGCUCGGGCGCCGCGGCCGUGGGCGAAGACGGUUGCCGGCCGAACCUGUGCCGGAUUUGCGGCAAGACGUACGCGCGUCCCAGCACGCUGAAGACCCACCUGCGCACGCACUCGGGCGAAAAGCCGUACCGGUGCGACGAUUGCAACAAAUCGUUCAGCCAGGCGGCCAACCUGACGGCACACGUGCGCACGCACUCCGGCGAAAAACCGUUCCGGUGCCAGAUAUGCGACCGCCGGUUCUCGCAGUCGUCGUCCGUCACCACGCACAUGCGCACCCACUCGGGCGAGCGACCGUACCGGUGCCGGUUGUGCAAGAAAGCGUUCAGCGACUCGUCCACGCUCACCAAACACCUGAGGAUACACUCGGGCGAAAAGCCGUACCAGUGCAAGCUGUGUCUGCUCCGGUUCUCGCAGUCCGGCAACCUGAACAGGCACAUGCGCGUGCACAGCGGCAUGAACGGCGCGGACAUACUGCUGCCGGUAUGACGGUGGCGGACGUGCACUACCGACGACGCCGCCGGCCACCAUCAUCGUCCCUACCGCCAUCAUCACCACCAUCACCAUCACCACCAUUACCGCGACCGCGACCACCAGCUGCGCGACGAGCCGACGACACCCGUGCGCGAUCACCGCGAUCGCAACCGCGGCGGUGGUUGUUACCACGGUUACGGCUGCUGCUGCUACUGCUGCUGCUGUUGCAACGGCGGCGGGGGCGGCGAAUGCGUGGUCAAACCCGAACAACCGUGAGCCCGCGUGGCGACGGUCUGCGCGCGAAACACGCUUCACCCAAACGAUCGACGGCGGCGUCCGAACGCCCGCGUGUACGGUCCAGUGUUCGUAGCGAUCCGCGCGCAAACCCGUUCGUGUACGAUCGUGCAGAACGCCUACCGAAAAGCGCCGACCGAGCAAGCUCACCGAUCUCCAUGACGCGCUCCGUAUUCCGGUUCGAUUUGGUACCGGUGGUGCGCGUACGCUACCCCGUAGCGCACUUCACACCGUAUCCGUGUGGACGGCCACGCGUUACGGAUGUUUGAAAUCGAUUACGAUUACAUUCGCGACUACGGUCCCGCCACACGCACAGAUACCGCGAUUGUUUUGCAGGAGUACAUUCAUUGCGUUACGUGACCAUAUCGAUCGCCCGACAAUUACACCUAUUGUUACGCGGACGUCACCGUCUCGUUCGUCUGCAAACCGUUUUCGGUUUUCUUCCCCUUUCCAUAUAUCUCCGCCGCACUUCCGUGUAACCAAAAAUUACUACGAACCAUAAUAGGUGACGCGACCCAACGGCAGUGAACCGUCAACGCUAAACCGAUAACAGGCAAAAGAAACCAUGUACGUCACUACGCGUUGUGCACUGCUGAACUGUGCAACACGCGUAAAACGUCGCCUCGGAGUUCGCGCGCAUUCCGAUCGCGGGAACGCAGUUGAAACGAAUACUUGUAAUAAUCAUUUUCCAGAUGUGAAAAUACCGAUUGCCAUGACCGUAAAUUCAAUAGCGUUGACAUUUUUCGUUUAACAGGACACCGUAGCACACUCCUCUUCGUGACGUCCUUUCCGUUAAGCGUUUUAUUUCCCAACGCUAUUCCCAUUGAUCGUGACAUGUACGUGGACGUGUGUGCGCACGCUGUAUGUACACGGUGUCAGGCUUACAUUGUACAUACGUCGACAUAUUUAAUAUUUAUAUGUAUAUAGAUAUAUAUGUAUACUAGGCAAAAACCGUUUUUUUCAGCACAAUACGACGUAUAACUAUUAUAUGCGAACAUAAUCGUCGAAGUGAGCACUUUUGAAAUAAGUUCAUACAUAUAUUUAUAUAUAUACGUAAUUUUUUCAUAUAAUAUAAAUAUAUUAAUAUAUACUUACUGUUAAUAGUAUAAUGUCGUAGUUUAAGAGAGAAACUUCGUAUUUGCCACGCGUACGUAUUGUUACAGGUGGUAUGUUUAAACACAUACAUCCAAUAUUAUAGAUGACAUCGUUAACGUCAAUAUUAGUCUUCGUUGUACCAUUUGAAUCAUAAAAAAAUGUAAUUUCUUUAAAUUUAGAAUUUUGUUAUAGAAUCGAUUGAUUAUAGAAUUCGUAAUGAUCUUAUUAUAAGUUAAACUCUUCUGGUCUCUAUCGUCAACUUCAAACCGAACCAUUUUGACGUUUUAAGCAAUUUCCAAGACAACAAAUUUUACAAUAUUCAAGUAAUGGAGUAUGAUUCUAGUCUCGCUCGUUGUUUUACAGUUUCUAAUCAAUUAAACAUUCCAAAAAUUUAAUAAUAAUUAAUAUAAUUAUGAAACAGAAUUUCCAACAAAGAAAUUUUUCAAUUUUAAUUACCAACAUCAACUUGAACUUAAAUUCAUAUAUCUCAUAGUCAUGCUUGUAUUAUAUAAUGUUAUUAAGAAAUUUCAAAAGCUUAUGCUAUUUUUCUGAUAUGUAUUUUUGUCUUCGAGUUUAUAGAAGUAGUUUCUCUCUUUUACUGACAAAAUUACUUUUUGUUCUAGACGAGCUCAUAAUUUCUAAAAUAUAAUUACAACUUAAGUAAAUUCAUAA
Molecule: messenger RNA, 4125 nt
Organism: Sipha flava (yellow sugarcane aphid)
Lineage: Eukaryota; Metazoa; Arthropoda; Insecta; Hemiptera; Aphididae
Product: protein glass-like
Exons: 5
Coding region: 778-2079 (433 amino acids)
Cellular component (GO): nucleus
Source: RefSeq, a predicted model, not a curated record